Penicillium mononematosum is the source of this 1392-nucleotide messenger RNA. RefSeq names its product OTU domain-containing protein. Bases 1 to 1392 code for a protein of 463 amino acids. Gene Ontology annotation, molecular function: cysteine-type deubiquitinase activity. The record is from RefSeq and is a predicted model, not a curated record. The transcript has 5 exons. NCBI's taxonomy places the organism in Eukaryota, Fungi, Ascomycota, Eurotiomycetes, Eurotiales, Aspergillaceae. Gene Ontology annotation, biological process: protein deubiquitination.
AUGUCACUCCUCACUAAUGGUGGCAGAAUCGUGCCCAUACUUACGGGCUCUGAUUCUCAUCCCACUGAGAAGCCUGCGUUGUUAGACUCAUCUCUUCCUCCAAUACCUCCUUCUCCUUCUUCAAUCUCUUCCCCACAAACCAUGCCCCUGUUGCAGGACCAGCAAGCUUGCAAGCAACCCAAGCCCAUGCACCACGCGAGCUUGGAGAUGGCCUCUCUUCAAGAGAGAGGCCUCUAUGCACUUCCCACCGAGGGAGACGGUAAUUGUCUCUAUUACUCACUCUCCGACCAACUGUAUGGCGACACCCACCAUGCAGACGAAAUCCGCCAGCUUCUAGCCAAUCACAUGGCUUCCAAUAAAGAUUACUUCAUGCAAUUCGUCGUUGCUGAAGGUGGGGAGCGCCGCCGCCCUAAGCGUGCGGCCGCAUCAGCAUAUGCUACUCGCUCUGCUGAUGUCUCCGCUCCGUCCCAGGAGGAUAUGGAACGGCGGUUCCAGGAAAUGAUUGCUACUACCCGCAAAAACGGGGAAUGGGGCAGCUCUGAGCAUCUGCAGGCAUUCUGCCAGGCCUUCAAGGUCGACUUGAAUGUAUACACAAUGGAUGGUGUUUCGGUGUUCCAGGAUGUCAAUGCCCUCCCAACUCAACCUAGGGAUGUUCUGCAUGUAGCCUUCCAUGAUUUUAAACACUACUCUUCAGUGCGGAAUAUCGAGGGCAAGCAUGAAGGACUACUUACCAAGCUCAUGCCUUUUCAACCUAUCAAGGAGGAGGAGAGGAUGAAGUCUGAAGUCGUUCCAGACUCCAAAUCCGACAUCGAUAGUGACCAACUCAUCUCACCAGAAGAGAAAACUGGUAGUGGUUAUCUAGCCGACGAUGCUGGCCUUGCUGGGUUGGGGGGCCGAUAUGACCGGGAGACCAUUGUGGACAUGCUCCAGCGAUGUCGUGGCGACAUUGACCGCGCCUUUGCCGCGCUCUUGGAUGAGAAGACCGACGUCCCAUUUGAUAAAAAAGCUGCUCCCGGGAUUCCUGUAAAGCCAAGCUUGCAGGCCUCGCGCUCUUCUUCUCCAUUCAGUACGGGUAGCAAGCGGUCCGCGGAGGACAGUGACGAUUCCGAAGAUCCUCGUCCCGCACGACGCACCCGUCCUAGGAAACGCCUCGUCUCAAAUCUUACCUUGGGCGUUGGUAUCUCAUUCAGGGAUGAACAUGACGAGGUUGUCUCCUUGAAUCUUCGAAUGAACUCCGACGCAGAAGAGAGUCAGGCCACAGACCCUCCCCGGGUAACACUAACCCGGAACAAUCGGACGCGGACGGAAAGAAAUGUCGUCGUAGUAGACGACUUUCCCGCCAACGCCCGACUUGAUUUAUUUGUUUCUUGCUUGUCUCCCGUCUGCGGCUAG